GACGUGCCUAAAUGAGUUAGCAAGUUUCGACUUUCGGAAUGAUCAGCAAGCUGGACAGGUAAGUGAAAACAAAACAAGUGAUAGUGAGAGACAGGGUUUUUUUUUUUUUUUAGUCUAUAUGCUGUAUGCAGAUUAAGCCAACUAUGUACCCAUCUUUAUAAGAACUUAUUAAUAAAGGAAUAAAUCAAUGCAUUCAGUUCAUGCACUUUAACGACAUGCAAAGGCAUUGACCUGUUUUCAGACUUUCUCCAGUUUCAGAAAGUGUAAAUUGAAACUGGUAGUUAUUAGUGUGAGUGAUUGUGGCAAUGAUUUGAUGCAUGAGUCUAUUUUUAAAUGCACAUGGUUAAGAAGUAAGUCUAAACUCAACCGACUGCAGGUGUCCCAGUCAUGGUGAACAACGUGAUCAUUACAAGAAUCUGAUGGGAGUUUCUGAUUUAUUCGAUUUUUAUAUGAUGCAACAGUUCCUUUCGUCAUUAUAUUUUGAUUAUAUUUUAUAUUUGUAUAAUGUGAAUGGAACUAUUUUAGCACAAUAUUGCAGUAUAGAAGUUAGUAUUAAUAAAAAUACUAUUUUAAACAGUAUUAAAAAUAUCAAAAAAUCCUUGCACUUUGCAAGACAUUUAUUUGAGAAUCAGAAGACUUGUUUACAUGGAAUGUAUCUUGAAUUAUGUUUAACCCGUGAUUUUUGCUGUGUGUACUCCAUUAUCUAUUUUUAAUGAUAAAUGUGAUUAAAAUGAAUAACAGAGUGUCAUAUUUUGCUGUAGUGUGCUCAUGACCCAGAGGAAAUUUAUCUUCCAUUAUAAGAAUGUGCGCUGGGCCCGAGGGAGAAACGAGACGUACCUUUGUUUUGUAGUAAAGAGACGCACUGGCCCAGACUCCCUCUCGUUUGACUUCGGACACCUGCGCAAUCGCACCGGCUGCCAUGUAGAACUGCUCUUUCUGCGUCACUUGGGUGCGUUGUGUCCGGGCCUGUGUGGUUCCAGUGUGGACGGAGCGAGAAUGUGUUAUUCAGUGACCUGGUUCUGCUCCUGGUCGCCCUGCUCUAAAUGCGCUCAACAACUUGCCCACUUCCUGUCGCAGACGCCCAACCUGCGUCUGAGAAUCUUUGUGUCACGCCUUUACUUCUGUGAUGAAGAGGACAGCCAGGAGAGGGAAGGACUGCGACACUUGAAGAGGGCAGGAGUGCAGAUCUCUGUGAUGACUUAUAAAGACUAUUUCUACUGCUGGCAAACAUUUGUUGCACGGAGGGAGAGGAGAUUUAAAGCCUGGGAUGGCCUUCAGCAAAACUCUGUCCGACUCGUGCGAAAACUCAAUCGGAUCCUGCAGCCCUGCGAGACUGAGGAUCUGAGGGAUGUGUUUGCUUUACUCGGGCUAUGAUUGCAAAUAUGAGAUUCACAAAUCAAUGAACACUGAGAUAUGAACUGACUGGGAUGAAGAGAAAUGGUGCUGUAUUACCUGAGACUUGAAUCCUUUGACUUGAAUUUGACUUAAUACUGAUCUUGUACUGUAUGUAUAGCAUUAAUGUGUUUUUUUGGAUGUCAAAAUAAAAGCUGUUAUUUGGCAUUA
This is a messenger RNA of Megalobrama amblycephala (Wuchang bream), 1563 nucleotides long. RefSeq names its product activation-induced cytidine deaminase (gene aicda). The coding region runs from base 769 to 1374 and encodes 201 amino acids. NCBI's taxonomy places the organism in Eukaryota, Metazoa, Chordata, Actinopteri, Cypriniformes, Xenocyprididae. Gene Ontology annotation, molecular function: zinc ion binding; cytidine deaminase activity; RNA binding. Gene Ontology annotation, cellular component: cytoplasm; nucleus. The record is from RefSeq and is a predicted model, not a curated record. The transcript has 4 exons. Gene Ontology annotation, biological process: cytidine to uridine editing.